UAUGAAUACAAUUAAAAAACGCAAAUCCGAUAUGGAAGAUAUAAACAAACCUAAAAGAGUAAAAAAAGAAUGCAGCUAUGGGGAAACGUGUUAUAGAAAGAAUCCGGCGCAUUUUAGAGAGUACAGCCAUCCACAUUUGGAAGCAAUAAUAGACUCCCGGACAGAUUCAGAAUAUGUUGUGCCGUCUCACCUACAAUUGCAGAAAUAUAUGAUAUUGGAACAGAUUGAAAUCAUAUUAGAAAAACAGCUGUACGAACCUAAGAAAAGGGUUGGUGGUAACAGCGCAACGACAUUAGAAACAAAGUUCUGUGACACUGGUACAUCUAAGAACACAAUACAUAAUACCAUAGACAAUAAAGUCACAGUGACUAAACCCAUGGACAAGAUGGACAUAGCGAAAAAUAUCAAAGUUGAAAAAGACAUUCUGGAAAUUGCGCCGAGUUCCUCAAAUGUAACAACCGAAAAUAAGAAAAUAAUUAGUAGUUCGAACGCUUUAUAUGGCAUGAACAAAGCAGGGGAUUGCUCUACAAAUUUGAAAACAGAAGUGAAGACAGAAAGAAGCUCUUCUCCAAAUGAAAUUCCUACCCUUUUGAAGAACCAAACUGGUGAUUUAGAUUACCGCCCCAUAGUCGCCCCUACGCGUCGCGCCGAGGAUUAUCUAAAAGUAGUGCGCCCCCGCGGCAAAAUGGCGGAGAAACACGCGGCCAGCGCCCCCUAUCACAUAUUCUACACUACCAUCAACGAUGCAAAGGAAACACAUAGUCAACCAUACUCCAUUACUUUUUUGGAAAUUCUGGACUCCAGUUUAGGGGAGCUUAGAUGUUCGCUACAAAUUAAUUUCAUGGUGGAAAUAUCGUGGCUUCUGGCGCAGUAUUACUUUGCUGGUUACAGGUAUACAACAACAUCAACCUAUUUAUACGUCCCACUGAUGGGCAAGGGUCUCCUCUCAAGCGAGGGUUUAGGCCAUAGAUCGCCACGCUGA
Molecule: messenger RNA, 982 nt
Organism: Hyposmocoma kahamanoa
Lineage: Eukaryota; Metazoa; Arthropoda; Insecta; Lepidoptera; Cosmopterigidae
Product: probable tyrosyl-DNA phosphodiesterase
Exons: 6
Coding region: 2-982 (326 amino acids)
Biological process (GO): DNA repair
Cellular component (GO): nucleus
Molecular function (GO): phosphoric diester hydrolase activity
Source: RefSeq, a predicted model, not a curated record